Messenger RNA from Zychaea mexicana, 210 nucleotides. RefSeq lists its product as uncharacterized. The record is from RefSeq and is a predicted model, not a curated record. The transcript has a single exon. The coding region runs from base 1 to 210 and encodes 69 amino acids. NCBI's taxonomy places the organism in Eukaryota, Fungi, Mucoromycota, Mucoromycetes, Mucorales, Lichtheimiaceae.
AUGUAUUUCUUACUUUGGUAUACUACACUAGAAAAUCAGGCUCAGAUCAUACAGUUUCUCAAUCUUAUGUAUCUCACCAAUGACCAAGGCAAUGGUGUGAUAUCUAAUUGCAAAGACAUGAUCACGAGUGAAGUAAUGAAUAUAGUUAAAAAGUACUCGAUCUUUUUUGAUGACAAGACAAUCUUUGUGUUUAGACAACAGUGUGGUUGA